This is a messenger RNA of Suillus subaureus, 303 nucleotides long. RefSeq lists its product as uncharacterized. The transcript has a single exon. The annotation marks the transcript as partial. Lineage: Eukaryota; Fungi; Basidiomycota; Agaricomycetes; Boletales; Suillaceae. The record is from RefSeq and is a predicted model, not a curated record.
GGCAAAAGCUGGAGCUACGGCAACACUAUUACAGGGUGUGCUCAGCGUGACAUCCAGCACUUAAUCAUUGCAGUUAGUGCAGAUGUGGUUCCUAGUGCUGUGAUCACUGUCAUCCAAGCUCUAAUGGACUUCUGUUAUCUCAUACAGUCACCUCAAAUUGUCAAUGUUGAUGUCAAGUGCCUUUCUGCAGCUCUCAAAGCAUUUCAUGCCAACAAAGAUUCAAUUUUAGUUGGUGCAUUUUGGUGUGGUCAGCAUGGUGCAGUUAUUGAUAACUGGUAUAUCCUGAAGAUUGAGCUUAUGCAG